CAACUUAUGUAUUAUUUCCAAUUAGCUUCUUGUUUUGAAUGACACGUUUAAAAAACACUUCUUUCAGCUAGUUCAUCAUUCUGCUUCACUUGUGAGUGAACUUGAGUGAACUUUGUACUUCUGCGUAUGUCCACACAGAAGUUCCCGAUGCGCCACGCCUGGCUGCAGCUAAAGAUUUUGUUUCCAAAGCAGAUUCCGGUUGCCUUUGUAAUACACUUGUUUUCUCAUAAUCUCUGAAGCAAACAAUGAGGGUUUGAGGCAGAUGGCUUGUAUAGACUUGUAUAUCUGCACAUCAGGAGACAGCUGUCGACUCUAUUAAUUCAUGUAAGGAUCAGGAAACCAGGAUUUGAACUGUGUCCUUUGGAGGAUGACUUUUUGUUUUCCAUUUUUCUGGGUACUGUAAUUUAGGUGCUAAGAGGAUAAGAAGGAGUGGCCAGACUUCCUGGCUUCCUGGUAUUGAUGGCUCUCCAUCUUACUCUGUCAGACUAGCCUUCCCUGAUCCCAUAGCUUCGCAGAUAAAGCUCUCCAUCGUCACUGUGAUUGUGCUAAAGGGAAGUGCUAACACCUCCGUAGUUUCAUUGUCCAGAUAGUUCAUGCUAAGUGCCUGUGGAUGCUAAGAGACACCCUAUCACCCCACAGAGAGCACUGGUUAAAAGGGAGAUGCUCAUUGAGACAGCAGCCAAAACUGUUUGGAGUACUUGAAGGUUCUACGAGAUCCUUAAGUAGGAAUUUUCUUCAGACACAACACAUUUAAGUGAGAUGAACUGUAGUGUAAUAAGAGUAAGUUACUGUUGCAUCUGCGUGUGUGUCCUGGUUCACGGAGUACACUGUGGGUCAGAGAAGAUAAGCGGGGGAGAGGUAGAAAUGUACAUCAGUUGGCAGAAUGCUUGCCUAGCAUGCAUGAAGCCCUGGCUUCAACCCCAGGCACUCCAUAAAGUCAGAUUCCCACGCUCAGAGAGUGAAGGCAGGAGGAUCAGAAAUUGAAGGCCUUCCUCGGCUGUUUAGAAAUUCAAAGACAGUCUGGAGGAACUGCCUCUAACAUGAUUCAGGAAGGUUCCUGGAGAAGGCUGCUGGUAAGCAGACGAUGUUUCAGCUCUGGGGAAAAUAAAGGCUUUUAAGUAGCAUAUGAGAAGAGAAGCAAACACAGAAUCAGGAGUAGCUAGCAGGGAUGUUGUGGGGGCUGAGGGACCACUGCAAACGAAGGCCGGAGUUGCUUGGGUAAGAAUCAGUUGAGCCAUUGCAAACCUCCAGAAGUUUAAUUUUUAUUUGGAAAGCACCUGAGGGCUAUGGAAAGAGGAAGGCUUGGAGCUUAAUUUUGCAGCUUGAAAUGAUAUUGCUUCAGUGUGUGGAACAAAAAUACAACAAUGGCACAUGAGAAGAUAAAUGGAGGUGAGUUGUCCCAGUGAGGUACCACCAGCAUGGGUUUUCAUGGUAGCCAUGGACAUAGGGUGACACAGACAGCCUCUCAAACUUCAAGGAGGAUUUGAGGUGGUAAGAGUAACUGAGUGAGUCAGCACCUGGAUUGGGUCAUCAUACUAUGAGACAGAGAACUCUGGGGAGGAGAGUUUAUUUGGGGGAAGAAAGGUGAAAUUCGCUUUGUGAGUACAUCAGAGGCACUCUAAACUUAUCGGCAGGUGUUUGAGUUUGAUCUCAGAAGAGACAGAAUGUAGCAAUUGUUGGCAGGUAAUUGAAGCUCUAAACAAGGAAGGAGUCCUUUAGAGUAGGGAGUCAUUCGGUGUCACCCCACCUAGGUCAGUCACUGUGACUAACACCCACUCCAGUGUCCAGCCCUAUACUCAGAUGGGAAUCUAAGAUGUGCUGGCUUAUAGUUUGCUGAGGCACUGAAGCAUACAACCCCCUUGCUUUCCCUAUGCAUCCCCCCACCCCCACCUUCACCCCAUCCCAACCCCUCAGGGCUUUCUCUGCCACCUAGUGUUUGGAGUCAGAACUCAAAAUUCAAGAGUCCUCCCCAGGAGGAUCCCAAUCUACCCUGAAGUCUUGAGGCAGACUGCACAUAACAUUUACAUAUCUGUGACCCACCACCCCAUCCUGCAGGGUCCUGAUCUGCUUCCUGCCUCAAGCUGUUCCUUCUCUGGAUGCCUGCUCUUUGAUUCUUUUUCUGCUCACAAUUCAUUCUCCUACCCUUUGAUACCCAAGUCAAACCUGUUCUGUUUCCUAAAGCUUUCCCAAGCCCCACAAGGACUAGGCUGCCCCUUCCAGAAGCGCUCCUUGGUACAUUUCUAAAUGUUCUAACUAGCUCUGAAUCCCGUGCUUGCCCUUGGUGUUCUUCAGAAAGAGAUCUCAGAAUAUUCAAACUAGAAAGAAGCCCAUUCAGGACUGUGCAGAAAACAGGGAUGCAAAUGUCAAGUGGAGAUGAGGAAAGGGGUUGUUACAUCUAUACCUCAAGUGGACAAGAUUUUACACUUGGGUCUCAAUAGAACCUGGGCCCUUUCUUCUCUGUAAUUCAAAAUUCAGUGAUAGCUGAGACUGAAAGAUAAAUCUGAGGGUAGGAAAACCUGCUGAACUUUGCCGAGCCUCCUGUAAUAUCCUUCAACCUCACUGGGACCCCGUAAAACUGAGCUGAUAAAGCAGAUUUUGGUGGCUACCCCAAGAUUUGCUUGCUGUUGCCCAUAGAAGGGCAUAGAGAGCCAUCCACUGAUGUGCAGGGAUGCGAAUUCAGGCAGGAAAACGAUGAUGAGAACAGACAGGUGGGGGAGGCGAUGAGGGAAUUAAGGGCUUUGGGCACCGGCCGUCACGUGACCUGUCUGUUCCCAGAUUACCCACCUUAGCUCUCCAUGAGGUUGUCCUAGGGACAGGAUGACCGACCAGUGACCCCAAGCAGCAGGGUUUUGUUUCGUCCUGUCUGUGAUGACAGAUUGUGUGGAGCCAGAGCCAUACCCUGGUCCAUGCUCCUCUCAUUUGCAAACUGCCAGGCUAUGUACGUUCAGGAGUUCACUUUGUAUUAUAGGUAGUUUUGAGCUUGAAUUCCGUGUGAAAGGUUUUUUUUUUCCUUUGUAUUGUUGCUGUUGUUUGUUUGCUGUUAUUUUGGUUUGCUUUUUCCAAAGUAGUGAACUUCUUGUAUUGCUAAAUCAAGGGCAGAUAACACUACAGUGCUAUCCAAAUGACAAGUGAUAUGAAGAUGAGUUUUUAAUUCUAGGAUUUCUGCCUCGGUAGGCACUGUGGACUAGUACUGACUACUUCCUUACCGACAGUGCAUAAAUAUGAGUCACCCGUUCUGGUUGUCUCUAAACUCUGAUGACUAGGACUUCUAACUUUAAUCCAGUUUAUCAGUAUUGUCUUCAUGGCUAGCCUAUUUCUUUGUAUUUAUAUACACGUGAUACUGGGGAUUAGCCAAGGGCUUCCUGUCUGCUAAGCAAGCACUCCACCACUGAGCUCUGUAGCCCCAGCCCUCCUCUUACCUUUAUGUUAAGACAGAGUCUUACUAAAUUGCCAGGCCUGAUUUAACCUCAUUCUAUAACCCAGGUAGGCAUUGAACUUGUGAUCCUCCUGCCUCGGACUUCUGAGUGCUGAGAUUAUAGACCUGUGCCACCCAGACCUAUGCCACCCAGGCCUAUGCCACCCAGACUGGCUCUGCAUCCUUGGUCUUUUAUAAACUUCUUUAUGAAGCAGCCCCAUGCUCCUAGCAGUAUUUUUUAUUUUUUUGCAACAGGGUUUCUUUGUGUAACCACCCUAACUGUUCUGGGCCUCAAGUUGUAGACCAGGUUGGCCUCAAAUUCACAGAGAUCCACCUGCCUCUGCUUCCUGAGUGCUUGGAUUAAAAGCACCACUGUCCAGCUGCCCCAGCAGUCUUUACCUCCAUCCUGGGCUGUCAGAGAUACCAGAGUGUGAUGGUGGACUUGAGCCGAAGGAUUCCUUUAUGGGUAUUGAAGUCCAGAGCAAGAAAAGCAUCCUGACUCUAAAGUAUCCAUCCCAUGGAACAAGGCACCUGGGUCGACAUGGAGAUGAUCUAGUACCACACCUUCUACAAUGAGGUGUGUGUAGCCCCAAAGGAGUAUCCCAUGGUGCUCUCUGAGGCUCCCCCUGAACCCUAAAAGCAACCAUAAAAGAUUACCUAGAUCAUGUUCAAAACCUUUGACACCCAAGCCAUUACAUAGCCACGUGGGAUGUGCUAUCCCUGCAUAAGCUUGAUGGGACCAUGAACUCUGGAGACAGAGUCACCUGCGCUGCUACCAUCAACAAAGAUUACACUCUCACCCACACUGUGCCAUCUAUGAGGGCUAUGCUCUUACCAAUGCUAUGCCCUUCUGCAAGGGUUGCUCUCUCACCCACACUGUGCCCAUCUACAAGGGUUGUGCUCUCACCCACACCAUCCUGAACCUGACUGUCUUAGACCUGAAAGGUUACCCCAUGAGGAUCUUGACUGAGCAUGGCUACAGCUUCCGCCACUGCCAAAGGGGAAGCUUUGUUAUGUUGUCCUGGACUUGGGACAAGAGACAGCCAUUAUUGCACCCUCCUCCUUCCUGGAGAAGAAGAGCUACUAGCUACCCUACAACCAGGCCAUACUGUUGGCAAAAAGAAGUUCCAUUUCGUUGAGGCACUCUUCAGCCUUCCUGGCUAUAAAAUCCUGUGACAUCCAGAAAACUGUAUUUCCAUUGUGAAGUGUGAUGUAAAAACCUCCAUGCUAACUAGUGAUGUCUGGUGGUACUACCAUGUUCCCAGGCAUGGUCAACAGGAUGCAGGAUAGCACUGCUCUGGCUCACAGCUCUGUGAAGAUCAAGGCCAUUGCCUCUCUGAGCACAGGUACUCUGGAUUGGCAGCCGCAUCCUGACCUCACUGUUUACCAUCCAGCCGAUGUGGAUGGACAGGCAGAACAGUGAGCCACUCAUCCGUCUCCAACAAGGCUUCUGGGUACAGCUUUCCUUGACAAAACCUAACUUGUGCGGGAAAACAUAAGACAACACCGGCAUGGCUUUGUGCUUUGUUUUAAUUUUUUGUUUGUUUUGUUCUAGUGCUUUUGACUCGGGAUUUAAAAACUGCAACAGUGAGGGCGACCACAGCUGGUUGGAGAAGCAUCCUUAAGUUGUACUUUGUGGCUGAAGACUGAUUGAACAUUUUUGUUUAAUAAUAAUUCCAAUAAGAUACUUGGUUACAGGAAGUCCCUCUUCCUCCCAAAAGCUGCCUCCUACUCUAGAAAGGAAGAUGACUCAGUCUAUGUUCUGAGUUCAUGCAGGAGACAUGACAGUAUUGCUUUUGUAUACAUUAUAUUUAUUGCAGAUUUUUAAAUUUUUUCUGCUUUAAUACUUUUUAAUUUUUAUUUUUAUUUUCAAAUAGUCAGUCAUCAUGGCCCCCUUUUUGUCCCCCCAGCUUGAGCUAUGAGAAGGCUUUUGGUCUCCCUGGGAAUGGGCUGAGAUGGUGACACAGCCAAAGGCUUACCUGUGCACAGUCUCCAGCCCAGUUUGAUAAAAGUGAAUGCCUUACAAACGAUCAAAGAAAAGAAGGAUUUAUUUCAGAAUAGAGAGCUGACUCACCUGUUAAGAGCCCUUGCUGCUCCUUCAGUGGACCUGGGCUUAGUUCCCAGCACUCACAUGGUGGCUCACAACUGUAACUCAGUUUCAGGGGAUCUGAUGUCUUCUAGUCUCUAAAAGCACAAGGCACAGCAUGCAGGCAGGUAAAACACUCAGUUUAAAAAAGAAGUGUUUGUUUAUUCCAACACGAUGGCACACACACUUUCAGCUUUGUUGCCUUGCCUGCCAUUCACAUCUAGAACUGUAGGGCUGAACUUAGUGCGUGAGGUGAGGGAGAGGCCAGUGUUUCCAGUUCUGAGGGUCUGCCAUGAUAAGCAAGGAUGCUACCACUACCUAUAUCUUCAGACCCAAGAUUGUUUCUCUUUUCCCUCAAUAUGGGUAUCAUGUUGAUCCCGAACAUUUAUUGAAAAGUCUUUUCUACUGUUCUACAAAGCAAAAUGUCUCAUUAGUCAAGGGUCUGUAUCGUGCGGUCUGCCUCUGGGCUAUUCACUCUUCUGGUCACCUGCCACCACUUUGUUCUGUUUGUUGGUUAGUUGAUUGGGGGAUGUUAGCGGUUGCUUGCUUGGUUUGUUUUUGUUUGUUUUGUUUUGUUUUUUAGUUGUUGAGAAAGGGUCUCACUGUGUAGCCCUGACUGGCAUGGACAGUAGAACAGGCUGACUUGAACUUACAGAUAUUCUCCUGCCUCUGUCUCCCAGUAGUAGAUCUCUGAUUGUCUGUCUUUCUGUCUGUCUGUCUGUCUAUCUGUCUGUCUGUCUGUAGUCUGUCUCCCACAUCCCUCCCCUCUCACCUUAUUUCUUUAAGAUUGCCCUGGUGCUAAAGAAAUGGCUCAGUGCUUAAGAGCAUUUUCUGAGCUCACAGAGGCCAAAAGUUAGGCUCCCAACCCUAUGUUGAGCAGCUCACAACUGCCUAUCUCCGUCUCCAGGCAACCCAGCACUCUUGCCUCUCUGGGAAGCUGUUCUGUUGUGUGCAUACAUCAACUGCAUUCAUGCAGACACACAUUCAAGUUAAAAGAAACUGUCCUGGCUUUUCUUGGUUCUUUGCAUCUCAUUUAGUUUUAGAAUUAGCAUACCAAUUUAUACCCAAAACAUGAUAGAAUUUUAAUCCUUGGGAUCUGUACAUUAGAUUUCCAAGAAUUAUAUAUUGAAGUUUAUCUAUCAUCUUCGACCAGGGUAUGCACCUCUAUUUAAUCUGAUAGCUUUUGAUUUUUUAUAUAGAGGCCUUACACAUACUGUGUUAGAUUAAGUACUUGUUGGUAGAUAUAAUCUCAAUAAACACCAGUUGUCUAUUUUUUUUAAAGAUUUAUUUAUUUAUUAUAUGUAAGUACACUGUAGCUGUCCUCAGAUACUCCAGAAGAGGGCAUCAGAUUUCAUUAAGGAUUUUUUUAAAAGAUUUAUUUAUUUAUUAUAUGUAAGUACACUGUAGCUGUCCUCAGAUACUCCAGAAGAGGGCAUCAGAUUUCAUUAAGGAUGGUUGUGAGCCACCAUGUGGUUGCUGGGAUUUGAACUCAGGACCUUCGGAAGAGCAGUCAGUACUCUUAACCACUGAGCCAUCUCGCCAGCCCCCAGUUGUCUAUUUUUAAUAAGUUACUCUUUAAUUAAUUGUAUGUAUGCAUUUAUCUUGGUUUUUCGAGACAGGAUUUCUCUGUAUAACAGCUCCAGCUAUCCAUGAACUCUCUUUAUAGACCAGGCUGCCCUCAAACUCUCAAAGAUGCCCCCCUCUUUCUCCCAGUGCUGGGAUUAGAGGUGUGCACCACCAGGUCCUGCUUCUUUAAUUACAUUUAAAAAAUGCUUUUACAUGGUUUGUUGUUUGCACAGAAGAAUACAGUUUACUGUUGGUGUUGACUGUGUCUCCGGUGUCCUUUGUAAGUCGUGUUACUAAUUCUAAGAGUUCUGUUAGAUUCCUUUGGACUUGGCUCCUAUAACUGUGUCAUCUACAAAUAAUGGUUGUUUUUUCCUUCUUUGCAAUCUGUAUCUGUAUUAGCUUUUCCCCCUUUGUACAAGCUAGCAUCUGGCGUCAUGCUGAACAGAAGAGCCGGUGGUCUGACCCCCUUGUGUCACCUCCAGUCUUGAGUGCACCUUUCAUUAUUUCCUGUGGAAUGGGGUGUUUGCUGUAGACGGUUAGAUAUUCUUUCCUCGGUUGAGGACAUUGCCUUUUAGCCUAUAGAGAUGUAUACUUUAUUUUGUUGUUCUUUAAAAAACUUACAUUUUAUUAUUGUGUAUAUGUGCACAUGCAUAUACACCACAGCACGUAUGUGGAGGUUAGAGGACAACUCUCGAAGAAUGACACGGGUUUGAAUUAUCAAACCAAGGCAAUAAUUGAAAAAUAAUCUCAUAAUGUUUUAAGUAUGUUUCUAGUUUUCUAUUGAGCCCUGUUCAUAGCUAUCUUGGGGUGCAUGCAGCCUAUGGGUCUGGCUUGGGCAUGCCUGAUACUGUAUCUUAGACAGAAAGCAGCCAAUGUGGAUGCUGUGGGGUUUACUCAUUUCUUCUCUGUACAACACUGGCCGCUACAUCUUUUCCUUCCAGCUGUGAGGGCCACCACAUAGGUGAGUGUGGCCUGAGCCCAGUUCUGAGGACUCUACAGCCUCUCCCUGCUGUCUGGCCACUUACUUCUGAGACUGUCCCACCAUUCUCUGGAAGAAUGAAUGCCCUCGAUGGUGUCCCCUUCAAGGUGUCCAAGGGCUUUGUGAUGGACACAGAGCCCCACCCCGUGCCUGAGCUCAGUGUCCCGGACUGUAGAGAGCUCCUGCUGGGCACAAUGACAGGGCUUCAUGUAGCCCAGGAUGGUCUUAAAUCACUCUGAGGCCAAGAAGAACCUUGAAUUCCUGGUUUCAAACCUCUGCUUCCCAAGGGCUGAGCUCACAGGUGUGCACAGCCAUGCCCUGUCUGCGUGGUGCCGGGGUUGGAACCCAGAGCUUUGUGUGCACUAAGCGAGCACCAAGCCAUCGGAACUAAGCCCCCAGGCCCCAAGAACUCUAGUGGAGUGUUUUGAGUAUGACUUCAGCCUGGAAAAGAAGGCUCUCUUUUGGGUGGAAGCAGCCAUCCGAGGAUCUUGCUCCCAUCAGUGCAAUGACCUGGGGAUUGCAUCAGCCCCUCCAGCCUGGUUCUUACUGGCCAGUCCAAAAUACAGUCAGGUGCCUGCACCUGCUCAAAUCAGAGACCCAGAGGCUGGACUGCAAGAACCUCCUGAAGAAGAGGAGGAAGAGGAGGAGGAGGAGGAAGAAGAAACAGAAGAGAAGGGGGACGAGGAAGACACCUCCUCUGCCUGUGAGGAGGGCAUGGACUCCAGCAGCCCUCAGCCCGGCUCCCCUACAAGCCAUCGUCGCUGCUCCCUGGAUGUGCUGCGAAACAUGAGGUCUGAGCUGGCUGACGCCAGGCGGCGGCUCUCGGAGAGUAGACUAACCGCGUGUCCUCGAGCCCUCCUGCACCGCUUCCGCGGCCAUCGCACACUGAGCCUGAGCACCAGCCCGGCUCCAGCCCCUGGCCCAGCACCACAGCUCCCAAAUGUCUCGGAGCUGCCUCCACGACCCGCCACCGCCGGCGCCAUGCCUCCAUUGCGGAACCACAAGCCCACAGUUGCUUCCCUCAGCCCAUACACCUGCUUACCACCUCUGAGGGAGACACCCCAGCCCCUCGUCUCCUGUAGACUGCAUCCUGAUUCAGCACCCGACCUGCUGUCUGCCCUGACCGAAGAGGAGCAAGACCUCAUUGGGCCAGUGGUCGCCUUGGGCUAUCCCCUGGGAAGGGCCAUGGAGGCACUGCAGAAGACAGGGAGGCAGAGCCUGAGCCAGUUUCUCGGCUACCUCAGUGCCUGCGACAGGCUGCUGCGGCAGGGCUACGACGAGGCGCUGGUGGAUGAGGCCAUGGAGAUGUUUCAGUUCUCCGAGCAUCAGGCAGGGGAGUUCCUGCGGCUCUGGAAGCAGUUCAGUGACAUGGGCUUCCAGCAAGACCGGAUCAAGGAGGUGCUGUUGGUCCACGGUAAUCGGCGCGAACAGGCUCUGGAGGAGCUGGUGGCCUGUGCCCAGUGACAAGCUGGGACAUUGAUGCAUGGCUGACAGUGAAGGACCAGACCUGCCAUCCAUCCCAAUGGAAUCAUUAAAAGAUAAUGCCGGUGGUGGUGGCACACACCUUUAGUCCCAGCACUAGGGCUGCAGAGGCAGGAGGAUCUCUGAGUUCAAGGCCAUCCUGGUCUACACAGUGAGUUCCAGGACAGCCAGGGUUGCAUAGAGAAACCUUGCUGUAAAAAAACAAAAACAGUAAUUAUAAUAAAAUAAAAUAAACAAAACCUAGCAAGAUCAAAGCCAGGUGUAGUGACACAUGCCUUUAAUCCCAGCACUCAGGAGGCAGAGAAAGACAGAUUCUUGAGUUCGAGUCUAGCCUGGAGAACCAGUGCUGCACAGAGAAAACUGAUUUCAGAAAACAAAACAACAACAUUAACAACAAAGCCAAUAA
Molecule: messenger RNA, 9934 nt
Organism: Mus musculus (house mouse)
Lineage: Eukaryota; Metazoa; Chordata; Mammalia; Rodentia; Muridae
Gene: Ubap1l
Product: ubiquitin-associated protein 1-like
Exons: 6
Coding region: 8761-9510 (249 amino acids)
Biological process (GO): ubiquitin-dependent protein catabolic process via the multivesicular body sorting pathway
Cellular component (GO): ESCRT I complex
Molecular function (GO): ubiquitin binding
Source: RefSeq, a predicted model, not a curated record